Molecule: messenger RNA, 1158 nt
Organism: Pyrenophora tritici-repentis Pt-1C-BFP
Lineage: Eukaryota; Fungi; Ascomycota; Dothideomycetes; Pleosporales; Pleosporaceae
Source: RefSeq, a predicted model, not a curated record
AUGGUGCCCCUAAGUGAGAACGAGGGCCCACGCAAUGCAGCAACCACCAGGAACGGAUUCGCCCUCGUCUCCACCUACACCUGGGCAUGCGUAGUACUGCUUGCACUGGUUGCGCGAUUUGGCCAGGGUUAUUCUCACAAAGUCGGUUUUGGGCGAGAUGACGCAGCGAUUGUGGCAGGGACAGUGUUUUACCUUUGCACGACCGUCUGCUACCAGUAUGCCAUCAGCGGUGGUCUGGGGAAGAGAGAAGAUGAUGUCACUGCUGACGAUAUCACCAUGUUCUACCAGGCCAUGUAUGCUGCAGCACUGCUCGGCAUUGUUGCCAUGACGCUCUCCAAAAUAUCCUCGGCUUUUCUCAUCGAACGGGUGGCGACGCAGACGCGAUGGCCAAGAAUGGUUUUGUACGGCAUGAUUGUCGUCUACGCUCUCUUUGCAUUAUUUGGUGUUUCCUUCCAAUGUGGGCUACCAGUAUGGACCACACACUCGCUGCAGUGCGGACAAGCACCAAUCCUACUGACAGGGAUUGCGCUCAACAUAGUAACGGAUAUCGCUUUGGCCUUCUGGCUAGUUCCGACGCUAUGGAAGUUGUCGUUGGACAAAGAGAAGAUCAUGUCGGCGGGAAUGCUCUUUGGGGUGCGUGCAAUUGUAGCAUUGGUCAGUGGAGGGCAGAUUUGGGCCGUCGUGCAUGUCACUUCAAGUCAUGACCCUGCCCAUAGUGCGGUCGACCUCGUAGUUCUAACCCAAUCUGUAUCAGGUCUAUCCAUCAUAGUCGCAAGCGUACCCCGGAUCAAGCGAAUCCUUGGAGUGGGCGGCAGCGGCAUCCUUUACCCAGACAUACAACAGACCGAGAUUUCCCUCUCACACAGAUCGGGAACUCACCCAAACGGCCCAGCUAGGAACAAUUCCGAACCGGUUCUGGUGCCCAGAAACCUCGGAAACUUCACCGUAACCAUCUCUUCCAAAGGCUGUCCGAAGAAGAAGCCAAGAGAGCAUCCGGACUGGCAAGCGAUUACGAUGGGUACUCUUCCAGAUGGACAUACAAGCACCUCUAGUCUAUUCGAACGCGAUGAGCAAGAAGGCGUCAUGAUGCAUCAUGAGGUCAAAGUCUCCGUGGAGGACAACAAGCCGAGAAAGAUGGUUUUCAAGCAGCAUCAGUGA